This is a messenger RNA of Aspergillus homomorphus CBS 101889, 456 nucleotides long. RefSeq lists its product as uncharacterized. The transcript has a single exon. The coding region runs from base 227 to 454 and encodes 75 amino acids. The record is from RefSeq and is a predicted model, not a curated record. NCBI's taxonomy places the organism in Eukaryota, Fungi, Ascomycota, Eurotiomycetes, Eurotiales, Aspergillaceae.
UACGAAUAUCAUGGGACCGGGCGCAACUGCGACACGACCGCCCAGAGGGAGACGAUUCACGGCGCGCUGUAACACUAUUUCACCAGCGUCGAGAGCAACAAGGUCUGCGGAGCCCAGUGCUUGAACAUGAACCAUGGCGGUACCUAUAAUAGCUACUUGAAGUUCGGCAAGGCGGAGUGCUUCGAUUCCUCGGCUUACUGUGGCCGCGGGCUUGCUUUUUCUGCUUAUGCUUCAGGAGGGAAUUAAAGAUUCAAAUAGUUCUUUUUUUCCAUUAUCGGUUAUCUCUAUCGGGAUUGUAUCUCUAUCGGGAUUGUAUCUCAUUGGCGAACGUUCUGUUGCGAAACAAGGGAGUGGAAGGACCCUCCCCCCUUCGAGGUUCUGCAAGGCGUGGAUGCGUGGUCAAGGGAAUGGGUUAUCUUGGCUACUGUCUGUAUCUAGGAGAUAUGGAAUAUAAAG